AUGUCAGUCGAGAAACUGAACUGUUCUCGCUUAUUAGCGGCGCUUGAGUUGGUUGUGUUCGUGUUUUGCCGUAUCGUAAGUGUGGUCGGUGUCUGACUUCACUACUUCAUCUGAACCUUCACUUGUUCCUUUACUUUAUUCCCCUAUAAUUAAUUUUGUCUUAUCGUAACUCUACAGAAAAGAGAAUUUAAGCCUUUGGUGUCGGAGUGAGGUCUUAAGCUUUAACCUUGGAGUAUUUAUUAUCUUCUUUCGACUGCUACUGCGUCCCGCUUUUGGGUGUUAUCUUGGUUAACCUACUGCUUACGUCGGUGCUUUAGCUGCCGACAUAUAUCCGUAUGUAUUUGAUAUUUAUGGUCUGGAACACUCAGUAUGCACUUCAGCAUGCUAAAGUGUGUAUUGCAAUACACAACGCUGAAGACAUUGUUUCCUAUGGAUCAUAAAUGUCAUUUAUUGCUAAAAUGCAAGAUCCUCGGCCCCUUCAUGCGACCUGGUCAGAAAUGACAGCACCAGAAGGUUGCCGUUUACCGAGUUUUUCUCUGGUUAUAUACUGUGUCUCAGGACUAGCUCGGUUUAAUCAAUCCGAGUACUCUGUAGUCCUGCUUCCCAAAGUCAUAUCGCAGAAGCACUGUCAGUUAGGGGGCAUAUUUUAUUUUCAUACUCCUGUGUCCUCAAUAGAUAUGAUCAUCGAAGAUAUUUUACUUCAGUUACCAUUAUAAGCCAUCCCAGUCACUGCGCACUCUCGAGUUCUGAUCAUGUCUCUUAUUUUGUCCUUAGGUUAGUCAUUCGCAGCUCACUAGCCUUCCCCUUCUUUCGCAAUGGCUGACUACGUAUAACAAUUCUGGGAUACCAUGGGAAAUAUCCUCCGUUUACUUACCAGUCGUUCGGAGGAAAUCAAAGACGACGUUGACAUCUUUGUGGACUUUGAAAGUGAGUUAAUAAACGACUUCUGCUCUAGCGCACACAUCUUGUUCAAACGAAUAGAAUUAGGUUUUCAACUUUUCGUGCGGAAAAAUAUGUUUCUGUCACAUUCGUAAUGAGAAACUCUCCUGCAGUUGUACGUAAAAGUUAAAAUCGAGCGGCAGUAUUCAUUUAUUUUGGCUAAUUGAUUUGUAUGUCUUUGUUUUCUAUCGGAACAAUAUGUCAUGUCAAAACACACUUAUCGGUCUUUCAGAUUGUCAGCCGUCCGAAGAGGAAUAUGAUCUAUGGCUUGAAAUAAACGAGAAACUCGCACACACUGACGAUGUUCUACGCCUCGUUCAAAAUUAUCCUGGCGCGGCCACAGAGAUUCGCGUUGCUAUUGAGAGGUACUCGGAUGCAAAUGCACAACUUCAGGCCUGGAAAGCCCUUUGCCCACUUGUGCAGCAGUUGCGUUUCUGCUACGAUUUUGGUGUUGAAUUGGGUAUGCCGCGUUAACUUUCUGUUUUUUUGCCUGUUUUAAUGAGAGUCGUCCCUUAUUCCUUAGAAAUAAUUGAGCUCCACAUUAAUUGCCACACAGAUACUUAUUUCCCAUGGCGCGGACGUUUUGGUAUUGGUAGAUCUUCAUCUUAACCAAUGUAACACAUGUAGAAGGUCCACUGUUUUGCUAACUUGUAACUCUUCGGCCCAUUUUGGUAUUGAGUGGUGGCUAUAGAAAAUUCAAUAACUGCAGGGUUAUCUUAACCAGAACGUUAUUUGCAGUUGCUCUCUAGGAGCACUUCAGACAUUUUUAAAGCGCUGUGGUGGUAGCGGUAGUCCCGGUAGUAGUGGUGGCCGUAGCGGCUACAGCAGCCCUAACGGUUGUUAGAAUCAACGCAGUCUUCGUCCGUCCUCACCGAAGAGACCACUGCAGUUGUACACCAGAUUUCUAACAGUAAAGCAGCGCACGCUGACUCACUCAUGAGUUUUACACGUAUAGUGGCCCUGAGCUCGUGGAAAAACUCACCUAGCCAUUCCAGGAGAUUGUAGAUACUCCCAGGACUUUCUGGACUUCACCGUUGUUUGCCCAUACCAAAGCAAGACGAACCGGCAACUCUGUGGCAAGCACGAAGAUCUGUCCCCUUAAAUGUGAAAAAAUCGCAAGCGAGGUAUUUUCCAGCAUCUUACGCAAUCGCCUGAAUCCAGGACUUCCACCAAAAAACCAAUGCAGACAUCGAAGAAACCGAAAGUUCUAUUGUCGCAGCGACGACGUUCACCCCAAGCCCCACUGAGUGGGUCCAGCAGCGACUUUAGCGCAAUUCAGCUUGUAGUAAGGCAGACUUGCUCCUAUAGGAAGACAAUGUCAAGAUGACCGGACGUGGGUGCAGGCGGCGGCUGACAAAGCCAAGCAGCCCGCGUGUCACACACGGUCUGAUCCCCACAGCAAGUACCAGACUUUUACAAGAGCGGUUCGGCCUCAUGCGUGAGAAUAUCAGGGAGGCUACAUUAAGGAACCUUUACAGCCUAACUCGCAGUCCCCCAGUCUUGGAAGGAUCGGCGGAAGCAUCAAUAUUGCCUCCGCUCCCCGUCAACCACAGGAGAACUGCGAAUGAAUUAGGAUCAGACUCAACACCACCUAUGUAGUCAAAUGUAAUGGCUUCUGGAAAAUCACUCUGGACUUCCACUGUCCAGAACGUUUAACAUAGGUAGUACGACAACUCUCCAACGGGAUGAGGAUUCUGGUCGUGGGUAGCGGGGCAGUCAGAAGUCUUCGCAGUGACCGACUUAGUGGAGCAAGUUCAUGUACUUGCCCUUAUCCUGUUGCGCCUCAGGCUUUCCUCCAGGCUGAUAGACUGUGAGGAGUGCUCGAAAAAUUUCAUAGCCCUCCAAACUGGCGGGGAACUACUCGGCAUCCAACCUAUCCAAGAAUUUACUUCAGUCUACGACCAGUGCCCAUGAUCUUCUGUAUGCCAAUGAUUGCGCGGUCAAUACAGCUUUCGAAACGGAUCACGAACCUUAUUUAACCCAACAGCACAAACUUCAGACUGACCAUUAGCAGAUGAUGUUUGUGUAUCGGCCAACAUCUGAUGAGUCCAAUGCACCCAGGAUCAGCGUAAAUGGAUCUUGCACAGCAUCCAUGGCCAUAUUCACCUGCCUUGAAGAUAAAAUCUUAGCAUACCGCACGAUCGAUGGCGAAAUUGCUAUGUGGAUAUCCAAAGCCUCUUGGACCCCUGGCCAACUGCAGGAUUCUAUUUGGGACCGCCGUGGCCUUCGCGUAGACAUGAAGCUGAAUAUGUAGCGAGCCACCGUCUCGACAACACUCCUGUUUGGAGACACAGAAGUGGGCAUUCUACCAAAGUUAGGCAAGGAGGCUAUACUACUUCCACCUCAGUUGUCCCCGCAGAACACUGGAGCUUGCUUGACAACAUAGGGUCACGACACGGUAGUUCUGGAGAGAACCGGCGCUUGCUGAUUGUUUAUUGCCUCGUGCGCACUUACAUUUGGGCGGCAUAGUACUCAUAUUUGAUGACGUCGGGUGUUUUGUUUCAAUAUCGUACCUUUCAGGAAGCUGGUCCCCCUGGGAGAUAUUACGACCUGCUGCAUUUGCAUGUGCAUACUUAAGAAAUACCAUUCAGUUAAAACGGUCUGAUCUUCUAUGUCUGCGCAUAUAUCUUUCCCCUUAAUCGAGUGCCCCUCUGAAUCCGAUUCCAUACAUAAAGGCAACAGUGCCGGACGCGUUCUUUAAGCAUUAUUGCCAAACUAUGAUGAAUCCCAAAACCGAAUUCUUCCGGCUGUGCACGCCGCUCCCGUAAUGGUGUAAUGGCUGUCGAAAUGUAGUGCUUUGAAAACGCUGUUUUUGCUACAUUCAUGUGCUCAUAACCUGCUCUAAUUCCAAGCCAGGGCCCUUUUAUUACGUGUCUUUGUCAUUCUAGCACAGACCAUCCCCCGCCUCCUUAAUGCCCUCUGUUCCGAUGAACUAACUGUUUGGGAACACCUCGAAUCUCAACAAGCCCUGUUCAAACAGUUUGCAGAAAUCCUUGACUUCAUCAUGAAGUUCGACGAUUUAAAGGUGAGUACAAUAACAUUCACCAUUCACUCCUUUUUCGAAUGGGGUGCCUGGGCUUUUUUCAACGCACACCGGAGCCAUUUUUUGCUUCCGGCCAUUCUAUUCACCACACUUUUCUAAAGGCUAUCCGGAGCUUAGUGCAGAAUUUCGCGCUUACUGUUGACAACCGAAAGGAAAGUAUGUUAAGCCCGAGUUGUUGUUGAAGGACAUUCGCCAUAGCUGCCAUUCCUUGGAGAAGGCAUGCAGUUAUGGUGAUCGGAUGUCCUUGCAUAUUUUGUACGAUCAGGUAAACAAUGUAAAACAGGUUUACUUGGAUAAAAAAAACAGACAGUAGAUAAGUCCUAUAAUUCUCAAGAAACCAACAUUGUUGAACGCCCAAGUUGGUCCUUCGCUUAAAAUUUUAAUUCUCAUGUUCGUCACGCACCAUUCGUCCGAGUCAUUCCCUAUGAAGUCUUCACUGAAUUAACUGUAGUGAGUGUAUUUGUGUUCAAACAAUUAGAUUUUGUAUUCUCCUAAGGACACACGGUCAUUACCACGCCUUUGUCUCGUUUAGCUUCGCUUUUCGCGGUUUCACCUCCCUGCGUGAUUUUUCAAUUAAUUACUGGGACCUUUCCCCUUGGAGCAAUUUUUCCACUCGGGGACAUUUCAGCGAAAUACUUCCGUUUCAAGUCAUUUCUGAGACACUCACAUUUCCAUUCUUUCGAUUUCCACUUUGAUGCCAUUGAAAGAAGGGUUUGUAGCAGUUACAAAAACAUGAUAGCGUCAUUCUGCUACUCACACGGUCGGAUCAUUCUACGGUCAUGGCCUCGUUUAUCUGGUGUUCAUUUUAAAAACGACCUUUCUAUAGGCAGGUCGGACUUGCACGACAGCCUGCAAGCGUUUCAAAACUGAUCUCUCGCUUGUCUAAUAUAAGUCCCCUGUCUUAUAAACUCGCCUUAUAAAUAUAUUUCUGUCAUCUCUGUUUAUCAGUGUCAUAUAAACUAUCCAAGAUAGUUGAGGGCCAAGUUGCUCUAUUAGUCACGUGACCAAUAUUUCUGUCCCAAGUUUUCCUAGAUCCUGAAAAUUGUUUUCCCUGGCUUUGUACUUCCGUCUCGAGCCCAGGCUACUCUGACUGGCCCGAGCAUAAGUCUGCCAGAGAGGCGAUACGUCAUUCAAAAAUUCCCGUUUUUAUUCUACCGUCUGUCUCUGAUAGGUCGGGGAGUGCAUUUCUUGUAAACACUUAUUCGGUAUUUUGGUACGACGGUAGUUUCGUCACCGGAAUAGGCGCUCCUGAGGUCAGAAGACAGUAAGGAUAGCUAGGAUAAUUCGUCGGUUCUGUAAUAAUGUGUCAAUAACAUUGACAGGGUACGAAACUGUUGCCUAAAGGGGUCAGAACCAAAAUUUGAACUUAAAUUAGGGGUGAUUUAAUCAGCAGCCCCAAACAAUGGCACCAGCAUUUGAUGGUCCAUGGAAAAAGUGGGUGAAUCAAUAUGGGCGGUCACAGGAACUGGGUCAAAGGAGAUCAGUGUAGAUAAGCCAUUCGAACAUGAGUCUAAUUACUGUCUACUCAGCAUGGGAUUUAAGUCGCAUGAUGAACAGUGUUCGGCAGAAACUGCGGAAGUAGGAGCAGACGGUGAGACCUGCUGGCGAAGCGAGAGGGGGCAGUGUAGAGUAUGUAGCAAGCAACCUGCAUUCAGCAUUAAGAGGGAAGGAAUGUUACAUUUCUUGACAGUGAUUUCGUGUUCUCAUCUGUUUAUUUGGUCCAAAAGCCAGUUCGCACAUUGGAUUCAAGCCGGUUCGCUUGGCAUAGUUCUAACGAACGGGUGUCGCAAAUAAGUAAAGCAUGCUUUUGAGGAGGCGUGUCUCCGUUGAUUAAGAACAUUGAGACCGCAGGAUUUUGAUGCUUUCCUGCCACACCCGGUUAUGUUUACUCUUCCUCAUCUGGUGUCUUCCUAGAAAUAUUUUGCGCGUAAAAAUGAGAUUAAAGCUUAUUAUAGUCCUCUUCUUAGCUGCUGAGUUAGGUUCUUUCUCAGGCACCACAGUACACUUGUGCCAUCGCUUCACAGAAUUUGUGCAAACUCUGAGGAAUUAAGAAUCAGUCGCGGCCUGAAAACACUUAGUGCAUGAUAGACUCGAAUUUCUGGCAUCUUCUUCUGAAGUGAAGUGCUGACAUCCACGCCGAUUAAUGAACGCUAGUCACGACUGAAAUGGCUUUACACCAGGAGAGACUGGCCGCAUAAAUCCAAUAGAAUCAUUAUCCUGGCCAUUGUACUUUCAGAUUGCCUAUUAAGAAAGAUAAAUUAGACUAUACCCAUUUGGGUACUAGGAACCUAUGUUCACAAACUUGGGUUUUCGGAAAUUUUCUACCAAACGAUUACAGGUAACUAACAGAACGGACUGAACACCUGGCUAUCAGUUCGUAGUUAAGUAGGCAUCAUAGGCGGUGAGGUUGUUGGAUCAUUAAUGGGAUCAGCAUUAGCGGGUGGAAGGGGAUGAGGACGAAAAAACACAGCAGGACUGGUGGACUGGGUCGACGUCUAGCGGAAAGAGCGCCCUAGCACAUAAUGUGUGACCACUGUUUUUGGUGCAGCUCUACCACGCUUCAUCAUUCUGUUCGUUUUCCACUGCCCAUUGCCAUUUUAAGCACCAUUCAAACUUCAUAAUUUCUGUGCACAGCCUUCCUCAUCUCCUUUUUAAUAAGGAAUUCAGUUUACUGCAUGCGUUUAUUCGUCUUAACUCAUCAGCAAGUUCGGCAGUAUGAAGUUCCUUCCCUGGAUGGUAGCAGUCCAAUUCCGGGUGAAUUCACUGGUUCACGUUUAGCAUAGCACCACCAAAACCCUCGGAGCCUACGGAUGACUUGGCUUCCGUGGGUUAUGUCUCAUAGUUGCAGUGGUAAUGGUGGCAAAAACCAGGAUGAACUGGGCUGUCUCCCACUCGUACCCACCUUCCUGUCUGACGCACACAAAUACAAGAUCAGACAAGUCCACGUCAGUUGGUCUUUUGACCCCUCACCCGCCUUCCAGUUCUAAUCCCUUGUCUAUGUGUAUGCACAUCUGACUCAUCAGUGUCUGUGUCCACAGCAUUCUCCUCUUUCGCUCAGGCACGUUUACGCGCGUGCGAGCAUCUACUUACGACCACUGCUGCAUCUGGCGACUGCCUACUAUACGAACGCUGCAUGCUGGAUCCCCGAGCAUGCAUCGGCCGCAGUUUUUGCCGGCGCUGUUUUGUGGUGUGGCGUGCGGGUUUUUUUGUGCGUAAACCAACUGAUCACUUUUCUACCACCACUAAACUGCUGUUUGCAUGACUAAGCUCUCCUUUUCGUAUAUAUCUAUGUAAAGUAGUGUGUGGGCCGCGGACAUUCUGUUUUUCUCGAUCACAGGGAAUGAUGCGGUACUAGUGGGGCUAGUGCGUACCACCUGUCGGACGGGGCAUGCGUCGCCAUUUCCAUCUGGAGCUAUUCGCCCGUCCUUCCCUGCCGCCCUUCCUCGCCUUGGCAGUUAACCGAGAGUGGCUGUAAGCCAUAAUUUCCGUACCGCAAAUAACCAAAAGGCACUCUGUGCUUUUGUCCACCUACGGCUGCCACUUGUAGCCAGCCCAUCAAGCUCCCUUGAUUGUGCCUCUUGUUUGGUGCCUGCAACUUCCUUGUGCCGACCUUUCUUGCUCAUAGACAUGAUGCCACUAACGCCUGCCAAUGCGUGUGGUCGCUCAAAAGUCAGCCCUUUUACCGUAAUAGUAGGCAGAAAAGAGAGGGUCUUGCGUACUUGCAUUUUUUACUUGUGCUGUGUGUUGGCCAUGGUGCCAAUUGUCCUGAUAACUGAUCAUUUGACAGUGGUGCUAAUUUACAGUUUUUUUUUGAGGUCAUGUAUCUAUGUGACCUGAAAGAGAAUGCUCAUAUAUCCUUUGUCUAUCUACAAAUAUGUCCAUCUCUCCUAUAUGUCACGUCAUUUUGGAGAAUUUCAUGAUACAGCUUUUGUCUUCGGAGGAAGAUGCCUCCCUAUUUAUGUCCGAAACUAGGUAUCCAACAUGUGGACUCUGUUAGACGUUCUUCUAAUUGUGUACUCCGCGUUUCGAAAUUCAGGCCACCUCGGAAAGCUCUCCAGAUUGAAGCUAAUAUACUAAUUGCACCUGCUUCCUUACCACCGCGCUCUUCUAGACACGAGUUCAAUGCAUUUGAGGGUGGGUGAUCGGACAGUGCCGUUGGAACCCUUAUGAGUGCUAGCUUUCACCGGGACUCAAAAGAGUUGCCCAUCCUGUAAAUGGUUUAAUUUCAACUGGGAAACUAGCCUUUAUGUGCAGACCACCUGGAUUUUAAAUAGACCAGAAGUCUGCGUCGUACUAUAUCCUGUAUUCCUAUCUGUUCUCCAGCAGGGUGAUUUCUUCGACUAACGACCUCUCACAUGGGAUAAGACAUUACUUGUGGUCUGGCCGUCGGCUUCGUAAUCUUCACCUUUUUUCCUCAGAUAAACACCAUCCUUUGUGCAUUCAUACAUGCUCUUUGUCCUUUCAACCAAGCCUCUCACCCCCUCCCGCCAAUGAGGGACCCGUUAUGCACCAUGCGUCCCACGUGCACAUUAAUCAAACGGGCUCCCUUCCGCCCUUCCCUACCCGCGACACCUUCACUUGCUUCAAACUGUGGUGGUGCCUUUGAUCUUUAUUCAACGUCAUCCGUGUUUUUUGCCCCUUUUUCUUCUUUUAGAUGACUAAACCCUCAAUCCAAAACGACUUCAGCUUCUUCCGCCGUCUCCGGAGCCGACGACGUGUCAACCCCCCACUCUACCAGGCAAGGCCGCUGACACGACUUUUCCUUGACCGUUUUUGUUGUGUCUGCACUUUUUGUCGUGCUAUCGAACGUUAUUAA
Molecule: messenger RNA, 8798 nt
Organism: Spirometra erinaceieuropaei
Lineage: Eukaryota; Metazoa; Platyhelminthes; Cestoda; Diphyllobothriidea; Diphyllobothriidae
Source: the annotation of a GenBank genome assembly